Molecule: messenger RNA, 3819 nt
Organism: Aspergillus homomorphus CBS 101889
Lineage: Eukaryota; Fungi; Ascomycota; Eurotiomycetes; Eurotiales; Aspergillaceae
Exons: 2
Coding region: 226-3675 (1149 amino acids)
Source: RefSeq, a predicted model, not a curated record
UAGCCCUCUAGUCCCUUCGAUUUAUCCUGACACUUGUUGCGUGUUGGGCCACACUCAAUCGCCCUUUCGGCUUCGCCGCAGUCGGUCUUGGUCAAGUAGGUCCCUCGUCCCGUCGAACUACGUACAGGGGUACCCCAAAUUGUCCGCAGUCCAUGUGUCUGACGUGUGAAUCACAUCCUUGAGAAAUACCGGCAUUGUACGCAUAUCCCCACCGUACACCUCGCCAUGAAUCGAUUUCGCAAAAACAAAAAGGAGAAGGUGAAGGAAGAGGUGGUGGAAGUCCCUGAAAGUAGCUCAGUCGGCCUCACCUCAAAGCUGUCAUGGAAAUCUAGAAAGGAGGACCCUGAAGAGAAACCGGAAUUUGAUCUCUCAUCGGCGUUACCAUCAACCGACGACUUUCGAACCAGUCUUUUGAUGCCAAAACUGUCUGCACGUUUUAGUAUGCUGCGAGAGCAGGAUGACCCGGACUCGAUCAUCGGCAAAGCGAGCGACGACAGUGUCUUAUUUCCCAAGCGUGCUUCGCGACUCAACCUCUUCGGCCACAACCCCGGUUUCCUGGCUGAUAUCGAUGAGGUUUCGAUUGAUGGUCGAUCGAUAGCUCCGAGGCGUACGCACUCCAUUGUGUCGGACAACAAUUCCUGUGGGGCUGAUGAGGAAAAUUCGCAGAAGGAAAGUAUCAUGAGUCGAGGUCGACGGGUAGAAAGCAAUAACCUAUUCGGAGGACGACAAAAGAUGUACAAGAUCUCCUCGAAGGCAACGAGUGCCUCCGACUCCGGACGGUCGCAGAUGAGCAGUCGUGCGCUCUACGAACCUGACUUGACGACGUCUGCUUUCCAACCCCUCAGUGCGAAAGAGAGCGUCGAAUCGAUGACAGAAGAAUUGCCGCAGGGCAGCCCCUCUCAGGAAUCGGAAGACGCGCUUUCUCGUGUCUCAUCCGCCAAGCGCACUACCUUUUCUUCCACUGCAUCCGGUCCUAUUACGAAUGUUCGCACUUCAACAGCUGCUACUUCGAUCGACGAGCAGUCACUCUCGGGACCUUCGCCGCUGAUACCGGGCAGUGAGGGUCUGUUCUCUGCACCAAAGCCAGCAAUGCCAGGUAUGGCAGCUGAACGUGGCUCCGUUAAGUCGAGGCGUUUAUACGGGCAAGGGCUGGCGCAAAGUGCGCAGAGUCAACAAGCAUCGACCCUUCAGCGCUUGGAAAGCCUGAGCCGUCAGAGAGCAGGAACUCCUGAGCAUCCACCACUGAAUCGGGCUUUCUCCAAAAGCGCCACGAAUCUCCGUGAUCGCAUGCAACCGUUGACAAUUAGUGAACCCCUUCCCAGCAACCCCAGCCCGACUCAGCCUACCAGCCCCCAGUCUCUGUUUACGUCGCCGGAGGAAUCGCUCAAUAUCAGUUCCAAAGGACUAAAGAGUCCUGCAAGCACUGCAUACAGUGCUCCUCCCUUAAGUCCCCCCUUCAGUGAAAGCGAAGUGGGCGGAGCCUUAGUGGCUGGAGCCUUAGUGGCUGCACUUCGACCAGAGGACCAUGGCAAAGCUACCGCCUCAGGCCUGUUUAACAAGCCCAAAACCACCUUUGAUGAGAGUCAGUUCAAACAACGCCAGCUGCAGAUGCAUCAAGGGAGGAACACGCCGUCUCUCCCUCGACCUCUCCCGCCGCCAACUAGAACAAAACUACCUGAGCUCCCUGGACGCGCGCGGGGUUUCUCCAAUGCAAGCUACACGUCGAGGCCUGGCUCAGCAACUUCGCACUACAGUGAGGCUCAGCGCCCAGGCAGCCGGUCCGCCACCAACGCUUCGCCCCCAAAGCCCACUAGCACCACUUUCUUUGCUAACCCAAGUUCAAGUGAUUCGGAAGAUGAAGGCCGCGCUUCACGCAUGCCUGACACCAUGUACACUACCGACGAAGUGCACCCCGCACUUCGGCCGGAAACACCUUCUAAGCCUUCUACCCCUUCUAGUGAACACCGCAGUCCUUUGCCUGAAGUACGGUACUCUGAUUUAGGUGACCUAAAGCCAAUCGCAGAGCAUGAUCUCGUUGAGAACAAGCCCAGUGGCGCUCAGGACCUUCCAGAGAAGCCAGACUCCCCUACUCUGGGGCCCUCAGGUUUGGGCUUAAGUGGCUUGGUUCGCACACAUCUUCGACAAGACAGCGAUCGUUCGUCGAUUUAUCCUCCUCCUUCUCCUGGUCUUUCGGCUAAGCCUGUAGAGGCGAACGUAAUGGCGGAUGCGAUGCCGCAAUAUCAGAAGAGUGCCCCACAUAGCUCCAACUGGCAGGACGAGCUUGUCUCCAGACACAGACGUGAAGCGAGCACUGAGACACAGAUUGAGCGUGAAGAGUUUGCCAACGAGUUGGCAGAAAGGCGGAGAAAGGUGCAAGAAAAGCUCAAGGGGUUUGCGGAGGUGGAAAGCAGAUCAGCUAGUCCUGUUUCCGGCCGCCAAACUCCAGAUUUCACCCCGAGUAAACCUGGAAACGCCUUCUCUUUCCUGAAGAACAAAGCAGGGAAGCAACACCUCUUCGGCAAACAGGAUCUCAAGGGUGCGAAGGGCCUAGGCUAUGCCAACGCCUCUACUCCAGCUCUGGUGUCCGAUGAUCCAUGGCGGGAGGAGGAGGAGAGACCAGCACUGCCUUUCGCGAAGCAUGCUAAUUCUAGCACCCCCCACAUUACAGGCGAAAGAUCUUUCCGGUCCAAGAUUUCUGUCUUUGGGCGCAGCAGCCAAGAAGACUCGCGUGAGUCUAGCCGGAGCCGCGGGGCAUCUCCACACUCCAGCUUUAGGUCACGCCGAGAUCGCUCCACAUCUGACGCAUCUGGUCGCUCUAAGAGUCGCUCACGGCGGGACCGAGACGGCCUGGAGACACUGGAAGAAGUCGGACAUGGACCUCACAAUCCGAUGGCCUAUCCUGAUCAAGAUCAGCACGGCAUGUCCUCUGUCGCUUCUUCUACCCGCCCGUCUGUUGAGGCUAGCGAGUCAGCCAUGUAUGAGCGCUCCUCGUCCGCUGCUUCAAUUAGGCACCGUAGUGGUAGCCGCUCCGCUGUUUCGAGCUUCCACGACCGGCCUUCCUAUUUCUCGACUCAUAGUUCAUCCCUGAUUGGGGCCGCGCCUCGUCCCUCCCCUAUUGCCCCAUAUUCCGCAAACGCCACACCGCCCUUGGAACUCAAUAAUGAGAAUGGAUAUCCUUUGGCGCCUGCCCCUAGUGACCACAGCCAACAUCAUCACGCCCUCAACCGUGCUCCAGGCAACAAUAGCCUGCAGAAGCGGGCAGUCAACAAGACCCUUAUCUCUGAGCCCACGUUCGUUUCCUGCACAUCCAGCGUGCCGACAGUCGGCCUCCCUCCUGGUGCAAGCCUAAGCAACGGAAUGGAGACACCUCCGAUCCCGCCAAUGAACCCGCGACGUCGCCGUCAGACAACUACGCAAACCAUUUUGGGAGCACUCAAGGGAGAGAGACACGAAUCUCAAUAUUCCCCAUCGAUUGACUCGGCCAUGGAGGAGACAAGUAAUUUCUCCGACGACGGCGACAAGCGACCAAAGUCCCGGGCCAGGCUCCGCAAAUCAUCCAGCGAGGGAGGCAACUUGAACGCAAAGGCCCGUCACCAGCUGCUGGCUGACACACCUCCGCCUGCUGUUCCGACCUAUCCACCCCCGCAGAUUCCUCUAGAUGGAGGAAUGUUUUAACCUUCUUGAACACUUCAUAUACCUUCCAUUCCCUUCUCUACCUUCUGGAUCUACUCAGUCUCCGACUACGAUGUAUUAUUUGACGUUCUGGCUUAGCCUUCUGCAUCUUUAUGUUGGAUACCUCUCCUUUGCAAUUCCGGUUUU